Macaca mulatta (Rhesus monkey) is the source of this 14282-nucleotide messenger RNA. It is a transcript of the gene MTCL2, whose product is annotated as microtubule crosslinking factor 2. Gene Ontology annotation, biological process: regulation of autophagy; insulin receptor signaling pathway. Lineage: Eukaryota; Metazoa; Chordata; Mammalia; Primates; Cercopithecidae. The record is from RefSeq and is a predicted model, not a curated record.
CGGGGCGCCUGGAGGCGGUCGGGCCGCACUCUCCGAGCCCAGAGCAGCGGAGAGACCGCGCGGCGGGGCUUGGGGCGGAGACGCGGUGUCGGGGCCGAGGUGGGCCGAGAGCAGCCGCAGCCCGAGCGGCCGGAGCCGCGCCGGGUCCCUCCCCAGGGACGUCGAGGCCGGGCGGGCCUGGGCCAUGCGCGCAGCUCGCUGAGGCCGAGGGAGGCCGCGAUGGAGGCGCCGGCGACCGAGCCCCCGGUCCCGGGCUGCGGUCCCCAGCCCGCGCCCGCACCCGCGCCCGCCCCGGAGAGGAAAAAGAGCCACCGCGCGCCGUCGCCGGCCCGGCCCAAAGACGUGGCCGGCUGGUCGCUGGCUAAGGGCCGCCGCGGCCCAGGCCCGGGCACAGCCGUCGCCUGCAGCGCCGCGUCCUCCGCACGGCCGGACAAGAAGGGGCGCGCGGUGGCGCCCGGGGCACGGGGCGCGGGGGCGCGGGUGGCUGGGGUCCGCACCGGGGUCCGUGCCAAGGGCCGUCCGCGGCCGGGUGCGGGGCCGCGACCGCCACCGCCACCUCCCAGCCUCACGGAUAGCAGCUCGGAGGUGUCGGACUGCGCGUCGGAGGAAGCGCGCCUGCUGGGCCUGGAGCUGGCGCUGAGCAGCGACGCCGAGUCCGCGGCCGGAGGCCCUGCGGGGGUCCGCACAGGGCAGCCGGCCCAGCCGGCGCCUUCGGCGCAGCAGCCCCCGCGGCCGCCCGCCUCCCCGGACGAGCCGUCGGUGGCUGCGUCGUCGGUGGGCAGCAGCCGCCUGCCGCUCAGCGCCUCGCUCGCCUUCUCCGACCUCACCGAGGAGAUGCUGGACUGCGGGCCCGGCGGUUUGGUGCGGGAGCUGGAGGAGCUGCGCUCGGAGAACGACUAUCUCAAGGAUGAGAUUGAGGAGCUGCGGGCCGAGAUGCUGGAGAUGCGAGACGUCUAUAUGGAGGAGGACGUGUAUCAGCUGCAGGAGCUGCGACAGCAGCUGGACCAGGCCAGCAAGACCUGCCGCAUCCUGCAAUACCGGCUGCGCAAAGCUGAGCGCCGCAGUCUCCGUGCCGCCCAGACUGGCCAGGUGGACGGCGAGCUUAUCCGUGGUCUGGAGCAGGAUGUCAAGGUCUCUAAGGACAUCUCCAUGCGGCUGCAUAAGGAACUCGAGGUGGUGGAGAAGAAACGGGCGCGGCUGGAGGAGGAGAACGAAGAACUUCGUCAGCGGCUCAUCGAGACUGAGCUGGCUAAGCAGGUGCUACAGACAGAGCUGGAGCGACCGAGAGAGCAUUCCUUGAAGAAAAGAGGAACCCGCUCCCUGGGGAAGGCCGAUAAGAAGCCUUCAGUGCAGGAGGACAGUGCGGACCUGAAGUGCCAGCUGCACUUUGCAAAGGAGGAGUCGGCCCUCAUGUGCAAGAAGCUCACUAAGCUUGCCAAGGAGAACGACAGCAUGAAGGAGGAGCUGCUGAAGUACCGCUCGCUCUAUGGGGACCUGGACAGUGCGCUGUCAGCCGAGGAGCUGGCGGAUGCCCCCCACUCGCGGGAGACCGAGCUGAAGGUGCACCUGAAGCUGGUGGAGGAGGAAGCCAAUCUGCUGAGCCGCCGCAUUGUCGAGCUGGAGGUGGAGAACCGAGGCCUGCGGGCUGAGAUGGACGACAUGAAGGAUCACGGAGGUGGCUGUGGGGGUCCUGAGGCACGCCUGGCCUUCUCCGCGCUGGGUGGCAGCGAAUGCGGGGAGAGCUUGGCAGAGCUGCGGCGACACCUGCAGUUCGUGGAAGAGGAGGCUGAGCUGCUGCGGCGCUCUUCUGCCGAGCUUGAGGACCAGAACAAGCUGCUGCUGAACGAGCUGGCCAAGUUCCGCUCGGAGCACGAGCUGGACGUGGCGCUGUCGGAAGACAGUUGCUCCGUGCUCAGCGAACCUUCGCAGGAGGAGCUGGCGGCCGCCAAGCUGCAGAUCGGCGAGCUCAGCGGCAAGGUCAAGAAGCUGCAGUACGAGAACCGCGUGCUCCUCUCCAACCUCCAGCGCUGCGACCUCGCCUCCUGCCAGAGUACGCGGCCCAUGCUGGAGACGGACGCCGAGGCCGGGGACUCUGCCCAGUGUGUGCCUGCUCCCCUGGGCGAGACACACGAGUCCCAUGCGGCCCGCCUCUGCAGAGCCAGGGAGGCUGAGGCGCUGCCUGGGCUGAGGGAGCAGGCCGCCCUGGUCAGUAAGGCCAUCGAUGUCCUGGUGGCUGAUGCCAAUGGCUUCUCGGCUAGCCUCCGACUGUGUCUGGACAAUGAGUGUGCUGACUUCCGGCUGCAUGAGGCCCCGGACAACAGCGAGGGCCCCAGGGACACCAAGCUCAUCCAUGCCAUCCUGGUGCGCCUGAGCAUGCUGCAGCAGGAGCUGAACGCCUUCACGCGGAAGGCAGACGCAGUCCUCGGGGACUCUGUCAAGGAGCAGCAGGAGUCCUUCUCAUCACUGCCCCCCUUGGGCUCCCAGGGGCUCUCCAAGGAGAUUCUUCUGGCAAAAGACCUUGGCUCAGACUUUCAGCCACCUGACUUCAGGGACCUGCCGGAAUGGGAACCCAGGAUCCGAGAGGCCUUCCGCACUGGUGACUUGGACUCUAAGCCCGACCUCAGCCGGAGCUUCAGGCCUUACCGAGCUGAAGACAAUGAUUCCUAUGCCUCUGAGAUCAAGGAGCUGCAGCUGGUGCUGGCUGAGGCCCACGACAGCCUCCGGGGCUUGCAAGAGCAGCUCUCCCAGGAGCGGCAGCUGCGAAAGGAGGAGGCCGACAAUUUCAACCAGAAAAUGGUCCAGCUGAAGGAGGACCAGCAGAGGGCGCUCCUGAGGCGGGAGUUUGAGCUGCAGAGUCUGAGCCUCCAGCGGAGGCUGGAGCAGAAAUUCUGGAGCCAGGAGAAGAACAUGCUGGUGCAGGAGUCCCAGCAGUUCAAGCACAACUUCUUGCUGCUCUUCAUGAAGCUCAGGUGGUUCCUCAAGCGCUGGCGGCAGGGCAAAGUUUUGCCCAGCGAGGGGGAUGACUUCCUCGAGGUGAACAGCAUGAAGGAGCUGUACCUGCUGAUGGAGGAAGAGGAGAUAAACGCUCAGCAUUCUGAUAACAAGGCCUGCACGGGAGACAGCUGGACCCAGAACACGCCCAAUGAGUACAUCAAGACACUGGCCGACAUGAAGGUGACGCUGAAGGAGCUGUGCUGGCUUCUCCGGGAUGAACGCCGUGGUCUGACGGAGCUUCAGCAACAAUUUGCUAAGGCCAAGGCUACCUGGGAGACAGAGCGGGCAGAGCUCAAGGGCCAUACCACCCAGAUGGAGCUGAAGGCGGGGAAGGGGGCUGGGGAGCGGGCAGGGCCCGACUGGAAGGCAGCCCUACAGAGGGAGCGUGAGGAGCAGCAGCACCUCCUGGCUGAGUCCUACAGCGCUGUCAUGGAGCUGACGCGGCAGCUGCAGAUCAGCGAGCGCAACUGGAGCCAGGAGAAGCUGCAGCUGGUGGAGCGGCUGCAGGGUGAGAAGCAGCAGGUGGAGCAGCAGGUGAAGGAGCUGCAGAACCGCCUAAGCCAGCUGCAGAAGGCUGCGGACCCCUGGGUCCUGAAGCACUCGGAGCUGGAGAAGCAGGACAACAGCUGGAAGGAGACACGCAGUGAGAAGAUCCACGACAAGGAAGCUGUUUCCGAAGUUGAGCUUGGAGGAAACGGGUUAAAGAGAACCAAAUCUGUUUCCUCCAUGUCUGAGUUUGAAAGUUUGCUCGACUGUUCCCCUUACCUUGCUGGCGGAGACGCCCGAGGCAAGAAGCUGCCUAACAACCCUGCCUUUGGCUUUGUGAGUUCUGAGCCUGGGGAUCCAGAAAAAGACACCAAGGAGAAGCCUGGGCUCUCAUCGAGGGACUGCAACCACCUGGGUGCCCUGGCCUGCCAGGACCCCCCAGGGAGGCAGAUGCAGCGCAGCUACACAGCUCCCGACAAGACGGGCAUCCGAGUCUACUAUAGCCCCCCGGUGGCCCGGCGCCUGGGAGUCCCUGUGGUUCAUGACAAAGAGGGCAAGAUCAUUAUCGAGCCCGGCUUCCUCUUCACCACAGCCAAGCCCAAAGAGUCGGCUGAGGCUGAUGGGCUGGCUGAGAGCUCCUAUGGUCGGUGGCUCUGCAACUUCUCACGGCAGCGCCUAGACGGAGGCUCAGCCAGCAGCCCCUCAGCAGCCGGGCCUAGCUUCCCAGCGGCCCUGCAUGACUUCGAGAUGUCAGGCAACAUGAGUGAUGACAUGAAGGAGAUCACCAACUGCGUGCGCCAGGCCAUGCGCUCCGGCUCGCUGGAGAGGAAAGUGAAGAGCACGUCCAGCCAGACGGUGGGCCUGGCCAGUGUGGGCACACAGACCAUCCGCACGGUCAGCGUGGGCCUGCAGACCGACCCACCCCGCAGCAGCCUCCACGGCAAGGCCUGGUCACCUCGAAGCUCUUCACUCGUGUCUGUGCGCAGCAAGCAGAUCUCCUCCUCCCUGGACAAGGUCCAUUCACGCAUCGAGCGGCCCUGCUGCUCCCCCAAGUAUGGCUCGCCAAAGCUCCAGAGGCGGUCUGUGUCCAAGCUGGAUAGCAGCAAGGACCGCAGCCUGUGGAACCUGCACCAGGGCAAGCAGAACGGCUCGGCCUGGGCCCGCUCCACCACCACGCGGGACAGCCCUGUAUUGAGAAACAUCAAUGAUGGACUCUCCAGCCUCUUCAGUGUGGUGGAGCACUCAGGGAGCACGGAGUCUGUCUGGAAACUGGGCAUGUCUGAGACGCGGGCCAAGCCCGAGCCUCCCAAGUAUGGCAUUGUGCAGGAGUUCUUCCGUAAUGUGUGCGGCCGGGCACCAAGCCCCACCUCGGCAGCAGGAGAGGAGGGCACCAAGAAGCCAGAACCCCUCUCCCCAGCCAGCUACCAUCAGCCGGAGGGUGUGGCCAGGAUCCUGAACAAGAAGGCAGCCAAGUCGGUCAGCAGCGAGGAGGCCAGACUCACCAUGCUCCCCCAGGUGGGGAAGGAUGGUGUCCUCCGGGACGGAGAUGGAGCCGUGGUCCUUCCCAGUGAGGAUGCUGUUUGUGACUGUAGCACCCAGUCUCUCACCUCCUGCUUCGCCCGUUCGUCCCGCUCUGCCAUCCGCCACUCUCCUUCCAAGUGCAGGCUGCACCCUUCAGAGUCCAGCUGGGGUGGGGAGGAGAGGGCACUCCCCCCCAGCGAGUGACCGAGCAGCCAAAUUCCCCGCCUCAACCAGCCAAGCCCCUGGAUAGCAGAAGGGAACCAGCGGAGAUGAGACGAGGUGAGGCGAGGGGCUGUGUCCUCAGCAUUGCCUGGCCCUGGAGGGACAGCAGCGAUGCCACUGCCAGAAUGCAGCUUUCAUAUCAAGGUAAAGCCGGGUCUCCUGCUGGCCCCUGGGUGGUUAGCUCCGACUUCCCAGGGGAAGGCAGUGAGUGGGAGAGAGACCAAAACUGGGCUUCCCAAGCAUCCACUGAGAGAUCCGUCAAGAGCCGAUCCCUGGGUUCUAAGAGAGAGCCUUGCCUGGUUCUGCCCAUGCCUCCCUCUUGGAAGAGCCCAAGAAGGAUACAUGUCUGGCCAUGCCUUUGGGGAAAAGGAGUCAGAGAGAUGUUUCCUGCUGACCAUCCACCCCUUCAUUCAGGAGGAGACACUGCUGAGAAGAACAGGCUUUGCUCUAGGGCUCCAUGUUGGGUUCCUGGUGGAGCACUGCUGGGCAUCAUCACCAUCACCUCCUUCUCUCCACCACCUCCUCCUCCCAGGCCCACUGCUCUAGAUUGCUGGGACACUAGGGGGCAUGAUAGGGCAGUAGCCAGGGCCAAGUAUCUGCUUGGAGUCCUGGAGCCCUGGAUCUCCCUGCCCAUAGCCUGGCUGCAGCAAGAGCUGGGAGGCAAAGUGGAAAUCUGCAGGGCUCAGGGUUGGGGAGUGAUUGCAAUUGCCUUCCUUGCCAAAGUGACUUGGGACCCCAAUGUUCCCAGCAGACCCUUUGAGGAUAGAAAUAGGUAGAGUCAGUCUCAAGACCUGGUGCAUAGAUAAAUGCCUGAAUACACUGCCUUGAUCUUGAUCUCAGAGGCCUCUCCCUGGCACCCUAAGAGGGGGUAGGCACUACAUCUCCACUGUGUUUACAUCCUGCAGCUGGUAGGGGGGCAAAGAUAUUCCCAGUAAGAGACUCUUGGUUGGCCAGGUCAGGCCCAGGAGAACACCGAGAGGCCAGAGCCCAGGACACAGCAAUAGACUGGGGCCUGGAAACAUAUAUCUUGCCUAGAUUGUUUAUUUGAAUUUUUCAUACUAUAAAUAUUUAAGGUGAUUUACUUUAUUUUAAUAAUUUAAUUUACCCCAAAGUCCUUAAGGUAAUUUAUUGGAGGUUGAAACAUGCAUUCUUGCCACUGGGACAACAUGGGGCUUCUAAUGGCAUGGACAGCCACGGGGUCCCCCAGGUGGACAAGGCAGCUUGGCAGCCAGGUUUGGAGACCUGGUCUCCUGGUCAGUUUUGGAGGGCCCCUCAACAGAGCUGGAGCCCUGUACCCCAACACUGCUGGCCAUGUGGCCUCAGAACACUACUUAUUACUCAAUGCCUGGUACUUGGCCAACCCCAGCUGUCAGUCUGUAAAUACUCACUGACAAGGUGGAGGGCUGAACAGCCAUCACCACUCCCCAGACAUUCUCCUUGUCUGUCUCAUUUCCCUCCCUCCCUCUGACACCUUUCUUCAUGAGUUGAAUGUGGAUUACUAAGGCUCUAUCAAGAGCGUGGAGAUCCUUCCAAGUUUCCCAAAUGAGAACUCGCAGGAAAACAGGACUGAACUUUGAUAAUGUUGUUUAUCGCAGCUUUGCACAUGAACCUGAGUGUCUCCCAGCCUGCCUCGGUUCUCACCAGCCUGCCAGCCUUUUCACCAGCCUCUCUCCUUAGCCUUAUGGCCUUUCACGGCUCUUCUCCCUGCCCCAGCUCUGCUGCCUGCCCUUUCUCACGUCCUCCGUGAGCUGCCUGAGCUAUUGGUUGGAUUUCAACGUGGCUCAUUGCAGCAUGUUGGGGAGUGCCUCCCAUGGCCUCCCCUUGGUGCCGGUGAACCCCUUUUGGUUGCACACAUGCUCCCCCGACACACAUAGACAUGCAGCCUUCCUGUAACUGACUGGGGACCCAGAGUGGAAACACCAGGAUGGAUCAGCUUGUCUGCAGAAUUGCCCAUCAGGAAGACCAAAAGCCAGUAGCUUUGCUGAUUUGCCCCCAGGACUCUGGAGGCGCCCAUGCACUCCCACCUCCACCUGCCAGUUCCCAGACCCAUCCAUUCGGGAUCACCUGGACCAGUUACCCCAAGUCCUGCAUCUCCCUUCCCUGCAGGCUGAACACCAGGGUCAUGCCAGUCCCGCCAGCCACUUCCUCCAUGCCCCAGUGACUUGUGUGGGCAGAGCAGGCAGCCAGUGGAGCUGUGGGCCAGUUCCACUCUGGGAUGCUGCUGCUCUCACCCAUGAGGUCAGGGGGGCCCGCCAAGGUUAUCUCCAGGUGAGGGGAUUCACAUCAGGCCACAUGUCACCAGAGGCCUUCUGCCACCUCCCAGAGCGACAGAGAGCCAGGGAGGCUGCGUACCCAGCCUCGGGGAGAAAUCCCCGUGGGACAUGAGCCCCAAGACCUACGGACCACUCAGCCUUACCAUCAUACUAUCCAAGAUUGUCCUUGCCAUCUUCGUUGUCUCAGCCAGACCUUGGUUUUCCGUAAAGCCCCAGUUUCUACUUCCUGCAUGCCACUGUGCAAGGCCACUCAUCACUGUUCCUGCAGAAGCCUCCGGACGUGGGGCUGGAUGGGGUUGAAAACGUUACAUGUAAAUAUUGGUUUGGUUCGAUUUUUAGCAUUUUACUUGGUAACUGGUUGUGUUUUCUUUUUUGGGGUGGGGGGAUUGGUUUGUAAAAACUCUCUACUCUUUUAGAAUGUAAUUUCUAAGUUUGUUUCUUUCUUCAAAUGCCUUUUAAGUCUUGGUAACAUUCCCAAAGCAGAAAACUGCCUGACCCACAGUGGGGAUUCCCUGGAGAAUCGGGGUCCCAAGAAGGAAUGCUGCCCUUCUCGAACCCUUUCUCCCCCCUUCCUCCUGCCUCUCUGCCUUUUACUGCUAGCCCCUUCCUCCUCCUCCUUUAUCCUUCUUUCUCCUUUCCCCAUCUCCACUCUCUCUUCAACCAAAGUCCCAAGGAACCCUCGGGUCCCAAUCCCCCAUAGACCACUUGGCUUGGGUCCAUGGGGUUGGCACCAGUUGGUUGGGGGAAAUGGGGGACCAGUUGGCAUGAUUGGUCCUAAACUGGGAAACCUCAUGUUUCAUAUGUCUGACCUCUUUCCAGAGCCAAAUCAGCCCCUUUCGGAAUGAUGACUUCAUUGGAAUGCAAAUCAAGUCAUUUCGGUGCAUCAGUGGCUCUUAGACCUGCAUGCACGAGACAUCAGAAUCCAAUUCCCUGACCCUGUGCCAGCCCUUUCCCCCAGUUUAUUUCCCACCAAAGGCUGACCUUAAGAGGUCUUGCUUUCUAUGAACUCAAGAUGGAGCCCACCUGUAGGCAUCUCCAGGGGCACUGUUCUACAAGUUGGCUUCCGAUGUGACAAGGCCAAGGGCUCAAAGACCUGACCCUCUUACACCCUGUGCUGACAUGGUUCCAUCACGUCCACCCACAUGCACUUUUAUGGUUUCAUCACCCAGCCUCUUCUCCUCUGGCCCACCCAGCGUCCAGGCUCUUUCUUCCUCUCCCCUCCUAUCUAGAAUGUCCCCUGCUUCUAGCCUCACCAGACCCCCCAAGCUCCCACUACUUCUUCCUUAAUAAUAGUAAUAAUAAUUGUCAUCAUCAUCCCCUACACAUCCCACCUAAAGCACUUUACUAUUUAGAAAACGUGUCCCCUGGCUGGGCACGGUGGCUCACUCCUGUAAUCCCAGCUCUUUGGGAGACUGAGGUAGGCAGAUCACUUGAGGUCAGGAGUUCAAGGCCAGCCUGGCCAACGUGUUGAAACCCUGUCUCUACUAAAAGUACAAAAAAUGAGCUGAGUGUGGUGGUGCACACCUGUAAUCCCAGUUACUCGGGAGGCUGAGGUGGGAGAAUCGCUUGAGUCCAGGAGACAGAGGUUGUGGGAGCAGAGAUCGCGCCACUGCACUCCAGCCUGGAUGACAGAGUGAGACCCUGUCUCAAAAAAGAAAUCGUUUCCCACCCCACAUCUCCUUCAGACCUCUCAGGGACAACUCGUGGAGGCAGCCUUGGUAGGACAUGGGUUAGUGCACCCAUUUUGCAGAUGAGGAAACUGAGGCACAGUUCUCAUCCCAGAGCACAAGAAGUCACACUGAGUUUAGAUGAGAACUUGAGUCCAACUCUGUCCUGUUUGCUGUGCAAAUCCACUGCCCUACUGGGGGCUUUUUGUGGGUCCAGAAUACCCAGAAUAUGCUGCUGGCCAACCCAGGCAUAAAACAAGUCCAUUCUAGAUCACUGAGCCUGUGUAUGCCAGAGGGUGAUCUGAGGUCCCCAUUCAGCAGAAUUCUCUGAGGGCAUGUUCAGAAUGCAGAUUCCUGGACCCCACCUUGAAUCUGCAUGCUUAACAAACUCUCCUGGGGUUGGGGGGUGGGCGCAGCGGUCACACCUGUAAUCCCAGCACUUUCGGAGGCCGAGGUGGGUGAUCACUUGAGCUCAGGAGUUCGAGACCAGCCUGGCCAACCUGGUGAAACCCCGUCUCUACUAAAAAUACAAAAAUUAGCCAAGUGUGGUAGCACAUGCCUGUAAUCCCAGCUAUUCAGGAGACUGAGGCAGGAGAAUCACUCGAACCCCGGGGGGAGCAGAGGUUGCAGUGAGCUGAGAUUGUGCCAAUGUAUUCUAGCCUGAGCAACAGAACGAGUCUUGUCUCAAAAAACAAAACAAAACAAAACAAAAACUGCCCUCCCAGAGGGAUCCUGGGCACUAUUGGCCACACCAUUGGUGUUCUUGGCCCUGAUCAUUAGGCUAUCUUUCUUUUUUAAGUUUUUUUAAAUUUAGUUUUUAUUUUAUUUAUUUAUUUAUUAUUUAUUAUUAUUACUAUUAUUAUUAUUUUAGAGACGGGGGGUCUCCCUAUGUUGCCCAGGCUGGUUUCAAACUCCUGGGCUCAAGUGAUCUGCCCUUCUUAGCCUCCCAAAGUGCUGGGGUUCCAGGCAUCAGCCACCGUGCCAGGUCAUCUUCCUUUUUCUUUUUUUUUUUUUGAGACAGAGUCUUGCUCUGUCGCUCAGGCUGGAGUACAGUGGUGCCAUCUCGGCUCACUGCAGCCUCCACCUCCCUGGUUCAAGCAAUUCUCCUGCCUCAGCCUCCCAAGUAACUGGUAUUACAGGUGCGUGCCACCAUGCCUGACUAAUUUUUGUACUUUUAGUAGAGACAGGGUUUCACCAUGUUGGCCAGGCUGGUCUUGAACUCCUGACUUCAUGUGAUCCACCCACCUUGGCCUCCCAAAGUACUGGGAUUAUAGGCAUGAGCCACCACGUCCAGCCUUAUCUUUCUUUUAACCAAGAAACAUGAUGCCGUAUCUUAAAAAGAGCACUAAGCCCUGAGCAGGGACUUAAGGGAUCGAGUCCCCAACCAAACUGAUUUUCUUACUCAAAAAGGAUUUUCAAAAAGGAUCAGAGGCUAUUUACAAUAUUAGUCAGAGGGGUUCAAUAAAAUAAAAAUAGGAAGUAAAAAAAAAAGACAAAUUAUUAUCUAAAUCUAACUGGUGUAAUUCCUAUAAUCAUGCAAUUAAAUUUUACUCUUGAGUUUCCUGGCAGCCAUGGUAAAAAGAGAAACACAUCAGGAUUUAUAAUUUUCAUCAUCCAAUUAUGGGAAGCAGGCAUGUUUGCCCCAGGAGAUGAACUCUUCUACUAAUUUAUAGCAUGUAUCCUUUCAUCUAGGGCCACUGAGCCAGUUGGUGAGUCAACGGGUGAACCUAAGAUGCAAGGAUGUUUUCCAGGUGACUAUUUAAAAAGUAAAAAAUCCACCGACGUGAAUGACCUUGGCAAGAUCAUGUGGCUAGUCUAUACCUCAGUUUCCCCGUCUAUAAAGUGAGGAUAACGUCCCACCCCAUGUAACUGUGGUGAGGACCAACUGCAACACUGUGCCUGCGAGUCCCCUUGGAAAAGUGUCAGGUUCUACACAAAUGGAGAGUGGUCUGACCACACUCAGUGUCCCCAGCCCAGCCUUUCAGUGCCCUGGCCCUGGGGUGGGGGACAAUACCCUCCUUACCCCAUUCACUAGUCUUCAUGAAUAGCAAGGAGGCCAUAACAUAAUUUGGUCUAAACCCCUUCCUUUUUAAAAAAAUUAUGGCAAAAUAUGCAUAACAUUAAAUUUUCCAUUUUAAAGAUUUCUAAGUGGCUUGAAGUACAUUCACAAUGUGUAACCGCCACCUCCAGAACUUUUUCAUCACCCCAAACUGAAACUCUGUACCCACUAAACAAUAACUCCCCAUUCCCCCUGUCCCCAGCCCCUGGUAACCUCUAUUCUACUUUUUUUUUUUUCCUCUGUGGAUUAGCCUAUUCUAAGUAUCUCUUUUAAGUAGAAUCAUACAGUAUUUGUCCUUUUGUGUCCAGCGCCCUCAUUUUUUGAGAUAAGGAAUCAGGUCCAGAGAAGGCAGUGGCUCACCCAAGGUCACACAGCAAACCACAGGCAGAGCCAAGACCAGAACCCAGGUUUCCUGACUCCCAACAGGUCUUGCAUCCCCAGUAGUGAAUGAGACACUGCUUCGACUUUCUGUAAUCUUGGUUUAGCCCCUUCCUCUCUCUGGGCUCAGUCUGUUUCCUACCACUCACCCAUUCUUUCUUUAUCAUCUCCCUCCAAAGUCUCUUGUCCUCCUGCCUCCUUUUCUCCUUGGCUGGUUCCUACCAGCAGAUGGAGUGGCCCUGGCCCAUGCCAGAUUUUCUUCUUCUGGGUCUGGGGCUCACUGUAGAAUUCAGCCCUCAGUCCUCCCAGGAUGUUCUUCCCAGCACUGCUCCCUCCUGCGGAUUUUCCUGUAACCUCAGUAACUCGCUUCCCAUCCCCCUGCUUCCUACCAGGGAAGCCUUCCUGUCGCGUCUGUGGUUUCCCAGCUCUGAUAUUUGCUCUCAAAUGUGGUGGUGUCCUGGUUCUGUGUUUAUUUAUUUUGUGUUUUCUCACACCAAAAAAAAAAAAAAAAAAAAAAAAAAAGCCUCUUCCUCCAAUGCAUCAGGAGGCACCAGCCCUGCCAGGCCUUCUCAUUGGGCUCACCCCUCCCCAGCAACCCCUGCGUCCCACCCUUGAGCCAUGCUGUCUUCUCUGUAAGCAGCCUGCCAGCAGCAGCCCCAGCACUUUGCAGUGGGCAUGUGUGUGGUGGUGGGUGGGGGGCUUGGAUCCCUCCUUUUUCCUCCUCUGCCCUGCCCAGUCCCAGAUGGCCUUGGUUGUAAAGCAGGUGCUGCCUGACAGGUUCUUCUCUCCCUGUCCCUGGUCAUCGAUCCAUCUCUUUGUCCAUUCAGUAUCCAACCAUCCUCUCCAUUCUCCUCUGGACCUCACCACUCUCAGAGCUGCUUGUCCUGGCAGAAUCUACAGUUCACCCCGACUCUACCCCUUACCCCUCCCAACCCAACAGUAUUUGCAGUUUGCAAAAUCCACAGACCCAAGGUCCUAAGGGGAGUGAGGACAUGAUGCUGGGCCCAUGUCUCCUGCUCAGGGCUUCUCUCCACCGCCAGCCCUGCCGCUCCUUCCUCACCCUCCUUGGAGCCUCCUCUGCUGCUUGUCUAUCCCAAUGGCCCUGCUCCCCUCCCUUCUUGCCCUUCACCAGCUUUCUGGACACCAUGCCCUGAGGAAGGGACCUUUAGUUUUCUCUAAACAUCUUUGAAGGGCUGAAGCAGUCAGGGCCGGCUGCCUUGUCACUCUUUAUUUGGAAGCUACUCAAACCAUUCCCAAGAAGAGGGGCCUCAGCUGGCAAUCUGGAAACCUGGCCCAGGUCUGGGCAGGUGUCUCCACUUCUCCCACCCUCCCAGUCUUGUGAUCCUGUGAUGAGCACCAGGAUGGUCCUGUGGGCCCUAGAGCACCCCUCCUGCUGUAGGGUUUUGCAGCCCAUCCAUUCUCUACUGGGCCCUGGUAUCCUGGCUUCUCUCAGCUCUGCCGCUGAUCUCUGUGCCUUAGUUUACUUCUCUGCACGGGGGACUCACCCCAAGACCAUUUCCAGCAGCUUCCCAGGUGAUGUCAUGCCCCAAGGCUGGGCUUUGCCAGCUGUGACCCAGCUCCUUAGUGCUGCCCAGGAGGCACCAGGUUGCUGAGAAUGAGGUGACUGCGGGCACCAUUCUCAGCCAGUGGUUCUUGUAUUGCAUUCCAGCAGCAGGGAUAUCACCUGGGAACUUGAUAGAAGUGCAAAUUAUUGGCCCCACCCAAGACUCACUGAAUUAGAGCUUAUGGAGUGGGGCCUUACAAGCUGGGAUUUUAAGAAGCCCUCCAGAUGAUUCUGACAUGCAUAAGAAUAUGCCAACUGCUGAUCUGGGCUAGCCAUUAGUAUAGCCUGGGGAGGGACUGGGACUGGCUAGGCCAAGAACAGGUGGAAAACACCACCCUCAUCUGGACUCCUGAGAUUGGGAAUCACCGCCAACAAAAACCAACCCUAUAGUCGCUCCUCUCGGAAGAGGAAGAGAAGUUGGAGGGCCUGGAGAAAGCAUUCAUCGUUUCUUUCCCUGCUUCUGCACUUGUCUCGGUUUUACAAAAGGCUGUGUGGAUGGUGCCAGCCAGGGAGGGUGUGGGAGUCCUGGGGAGGCAGGAGGCAGAAGACCCUGACUGUUUAUCCCUUGGGAACCUCACCAUAGGCCAGAUAGCCCCUCUUCAAAUGGAAAGAAAUCUUAACUCCACAAGGAAAGAAGCUGAAAUCCCCAGUUCCUCCUCCUCCCAACCCCAGGGAUACCUUGUAGACAGUGCCAAAAAACAGCUCCAACCCCCAGCAGCUGGGAAGAGAGCCAGAAGCUGCCCUUCCUCCUCAUCCUGGCCCCUCCCCAGCCCCCGCCAAUACUGUGAACCCCCUUCCCACUCAGCCUGGUUUCCUGGUGAGGGUCCUGCAGUCGUGGGCCCUGGGGGACCCCCCAGGGCAAGGCCCAUGGGAGGGAAGGGACCAAGGGCAUCCUUGGGCCAACUGUCCACCUCUCUUGUCCACUGUUCUCUCCUUUCCACUUCUGUCUUCAAAAGGCUCCUUCCCAGGAUGGAUCGGGUGCUAGGACAACUGCAGUCCAAUCCACCAGCUCUCCCUGCCCCUGUGUCUUAUUUCAGACAUGAGAAUAACUGUACAGUGUAAACUUAUAAAGCGUUUUUAAUGGUUGUAGAUUGGAAAUAAAGUAUGUCAUAUGAACA